AACGAUUCUUUGUUUCCUUCUCACUGCUCGUUCUGUGAAGACGUAAAGUAAAAAGUCCUUUGACCGCAUAAGUAUCGAGCCCCGACUUCGAUUCAUCGCCGAACGAGACUCGACUCAACAACCCGACGUUCUGGUACUUUCACGAAUUCGCGUUUCCCGGUAUCACCGGGAAUCAAGGCUGCUGUCAACAUGUUCGACAUCUUGCCCAACCUACUCUCCUCUGUCGCCUCCUUCCUCUUUCCCGUUUACGCCAGUUACAAAGCUCUCAGGAGUUCAGAUCCGGCCCAGUUGACACCAUGGCUUAUGUACUGGGUCGUCAUCUCCUUCGUUGUCCUCGUUGAAUCGUGGGUUGGUUGGUUCUUGGUGUGGGUCCCCUUCUACGCCUUCAUGCGCUUUGUCUUCCUCCUCUACCUAGUCCUUCCCCAGACCCAGGGUGCCCGCGUCAUCUACCAGACCCACAUCGAGCCCUGGCUGGAGGCCAACGAAGGACAAAUCGAGGACUUCAUCGCCUCGGCCCACGAGCGUCUCAAGGCCGCCGGCCUUGCCUACCUCAAGCAAGCCAUCGAAUACGUCAAGACCCAAGUCCUCGGCAUGCCUCCUACACCGCCCGAGCCCGCGUCAGCCUCCUACGGCGGCGGCGCUGGCGCCUCUCAGACUGCGCAAUCCUAUACCCAAUCCCUCCUCGCCCGGUUCAACGUACCGUCUGCUCGCCCGGGUGGCGCUAACAACGCCGCGGGCGGCGCUCUUGGAACCGAUUUCUAUAGCUUCCUGUCCUCGGCGGUGACCGCCGCCAGCAACGCUUACUCGAACAAGGGUUCCGGCACCCAAUUCGACCGCGACGUCACCCCCACCCCGGGCACCGGAGGCGGAGCUUCCAGCCUCGUUCCCGAGAGCAUUCGCGGCGUGGACGCCCGCAUCUCUUUCAUCGAAGCCCAGCGCGAACGUCUUAACACGGUCCUCAACGCGCUCGACCGCGAGGCAUCUCAACUCCAGAACAACCAGCAGCAGAGCGGCGUGCCGGGCUUCAGCUUCGACGGCGCCGAUAUUGGACUCACUUCAAGUGCUGGCAACCCUUGGCAAGGUUCAAGCUCCCGCAGCGGUAAGAACUCGCGCUCCAUGAGCGAGCACAGCAGUGUGAGUGGGGGUGGGCUGAGCCGCAACCGGUCCGAGGCGGACUUUGAGAAGCUCGAGGCCGAGAGCGGCGAGGAGGAGAUUAUGGAUGACAAUGGGAGGAGGGUGAGGCAUAGGCCGGGGCCGAAUGCUCAGGGAAGCAGCGGUUGGUUUGGCUGGGGUGCUGGUGGUGCCGAUGACGCUGCUGCUGCUAAGAGCACUGGGGUUGAUAAGUAGGCGACGAUGACAACGACGGCAUCUGGUAUGCUGGUUUUCGCUACGACCUUCCAGUCAAGUGUGCAUAAAACUGCCGGGACAAAGAGUUCCGUAUGAUAACCCCAAGGAUACAGUCAUCCUGGACUGGGUUACAACGCCAGGUUUACCACUGGACGUUGGAGGUUGCCUGAGGAAAGCUUGGAAACGGAGUUGGGCCUCAUAAUUCACUGUACACGCAGUAGGCAAGGCUCUCGGUGUACCAGAUAUGAGAACGCCAUCCAAGCCAUCCACCAACUUCACAACUGAUCCCGCUUGGGACAGGCCCGCUUUCAUUAGAGGUUAACCCUCAUUCCCAUGUGAACUUUGUCUUUUGCUCCUUGUUGCCUGUUGGCAGUCAUGUUUGCUCAGUGCCAUCGUGU
Molecule: messenger RNA, 1745 nt
Organism: Neurospora tetrasperma FGSC 2508
Lineage: Eukaryota; Fungi; Ascomycota; Sordariomycetes; Sordariales; Sordariaceae
Exons: 3
Coding region: 190-1347 (385 amino acids)
Source: RefSeq, a predicted model, not a curated record